Pleurotus ostreatus (oyster mushroom) is the source of this 1269-nucleotide messenger RNA. RefSeq lists its product as uncharacterized. NCBI's taxonomy places the organism in Eukaryota, Fungi, Basidiomycota, Agaricomycetes, Agaricales, Pleurotaceae. The record is from RefSeq and is a predicted model, not a curated record. Bases 1 to 1269 code for a protein of 422 amino acids. The transcript is spliced from 7 exons.
AUGCCUAACCCGACAGGAAAGAACAGUCAAGGGAAGAAAGAAUAUCCUCCUGACGAUGUCUUGGAGGCAAGUCUCCGGAAGUACGUUACGCGUGGUCUGAGUCAAAACGAUAAACUGAAGAGGCUUGUCGAUGACCAUCAUCUCUCUAUCGGACUAUCAAAGUUAAAUCAAUUAGAGCGGAAGUUCAACAUACCUUCGCUUCGACGCUGUGCGCCUUCCGUUGAUAUCGUACGGCAAGCAGUGGUGGAUGAGGUCGACAAGGAUGUUGCACAGCGUAACGGGCCUGCUUUUGUCACAGGGAAGCUUCGGCUCAUGGGGAUUAUGACGCCUCGUGAUACUGUUCGUAAAAUCAUGCACGAAUAUUACCCUGAAGGCUUUGAUGUUCGGUUUCCAGGGAAAGUGCGUCCCAAGAUCCCCCGGGGCACCCUUACCGCCAUUGGUCCAUACCACGAAGUUUCCGCUGAUGGACAUGAGAAGAUUGCGCAACAAGCAUUGAAGAUGGGCGAAGUUGGCAUCUCGAUCUAUGGGUGGAAGGAUAAGUGGUCGUCCGCAGCGUUAUGGGUGGUAGCAGUUCCGGAUUGCCGUAGCGCCGGAGCAAUAGGGCAUCUAUACCUUGACUUCAUUGAGCGCAUUGGUGGCAUACCUUUACAGAUUACGGUUGAUAAAGGCUCGGAGACCGGUUGGCAGUGUGCAAUUCAGUAUGCGCUGAGGGAAGUGUUUGCACCUGAUGUUGACGAAGAUACAUACCCACCAUUUGUUGCCCUGAAAAGUGUUCACAACGUCGCAAUCGAGGGGUUUUGGCAUUGGCUGCGACAAGGGACAGGUCUAUCCUUGAAGGAGAUUCUCCUUCGAGGCAAAACAGAGCAGCUGUUCAGCCCGAGCGUUGGGCUUCACAAGGAUCUAUUCAAUUGGAUAUUCCCACCACUUGUCCAAGUCGCUUUGGACGACUUCUGUACCGCGUGGAACCAUCAUCAUAUCCGUCAGCAACCAGAUAAGGACAUGCCCUCUGAUCACGUUCCCAUUGAUGCACUCGAACAUCCACAAUAUCUCGCCGGACUCGAUUGCCGAAUUCCAAUACCUGCUGAGGUGAUUGGCCAUCUCCGAGAGUUUCUGACGGAGCAAGUUGGGCCGCGAGAGGCUUAUUUACAGUGGGUUACUGAGGAGUUCAGCCAGCGCGCACAUGAGGUCCAUACUUCACUGAGAAUGCCUACUAUUACACUCGAAAAUGCUUGGGAUAUAUUUGUUAAGAUGUCAGACGCAAUGAGCUGA